Messenger RNA from Podospora pseudopauciseta, 1240 nucleotides. RefSeq lists its product as uncharacterized. The record is from RefSeq and is a predicted model, not a curated record. Gene Ontology annotation, molecular function: oxidoreductase activity. The transcript has 3 exons. Bases 257 to 1099 code for a protein of 280 amino acids. NCBI's taxonomy places the organism in Eukaryota, Fungi, Ascomycota, Sordariomycetes, Sordariales, Podosporaceae.
CGGCUUUGGCUCUGAAGCACCCCGAGCGGUUUCUUGAGCCAGUGAACUCUCGAAAGCCCCGUCGUCGUGAAUCGGCCCGGUCACCAAGACACACAGGUUCCCGGCACCGGUGCCCGAGGAUGUACGCUGUGGGUCGUAACUCAGGCAAGGCUAUAACUCUCUGACUUCUUCUAAUCAACUUGCCUGGUACACUCACCUAUCACUUUACUCAUCACUCUAUCUGCCACUCUAUCUUUCCUACCACAUCCACGCCACAAUGACGCAAACCACCCCAACCACCACCCCCUCCUCCCCACCAUCAUCACCAAAAGACCCCUUCCGCCUCGACGGCAAAGUAGCCCUAGUAACCGGCUCCGGCCGCGGCAUAGGCGCAGGAAUAGCCCUCGCCCUCGCCCACCGCGGCGCAAAGCUCAUCAUCAACUACGCGCACUCAUCCGCGCCAGCCGAAGCCCUCGUCUCCGAAAUCAAAGCCCUCGGCCCCGGCUCCGACGCCAUCGCCAUCAAAGCCGACGUCUCUGACGUGGACCAAAUCACGGCGCUCAUGUCCCAGGCCGUCGCCCAUUUUGGCAAGCUCGACAUCGUCGCCUCCAACAGCGGUGUUGUGUCCUUUGGUCAUUUGAAGGAUGUCACCCCUGAGGAGUUUGACAGGGUUUUUGGCGUGAACACGAGAGGGCAGUUUUUUGUUGCGAGGGAGGCGUAUAGACAUUUGGAGGUGGGGGGACGGAUUAUACUGACUAGCUCGAAUACGGCGAGUGUGAAGGGAGUGCCGAGACAUGCUGUUUAUAGUGGUUCUAAGGGGGCGGUGGAGACUUUUGUGAGGUGUUUGGCCAUCGACUGCGGAGACAAAAAGAUCACCGUCAAUGCUGUCGCGCCUGGGGCGAUCAAGACGGACAUGUAUGCUGCUGUGGCUCGCGAGUACAUCCCUGGUGGGGAGAACUUUACCGACGAGCAGGUUGAUGAGUGUGCAGCUUGGCUGUCGCCCCUUCAGCGGGUGGGACUGCCUGACGAUGUUGCCCGCGCGGUGUGCUUUCUAGCCUCGGACGCUGCUGAAUGGGUCAAUGGCAAGAUCAUCGGCAUUGAUGGUGGUGCGUUUAGGUAACCGAGUCGAUUGUUGGUCGGGGAUUCAGAGACUAGUAAGGGUGCUGCGCGCAUUUCGGUCACCGAAGGGUGGUAUGAUCCCCGAGUAGCAGGAUCACACCAAGCUUGAACACCAUUCGUGCCCGCAUUUUAAAUGUGUUCU